This is a messenger RNA of Chilo suppressalis (striped riceborer), 11730 nucleotides long. The record is from the annotation of a GenBank genome assembly. NCBI's taxonomy places the organism in Eukaryota, Metazoa, Arthropoda, Insecta, Lepidoptera, Crambidae.
UCCGACUUUAGUUCACAAAGUGCAUAGCCACAGAUCGGUUCUCGGUCAUGUUGUUUGAGUUAAAUUGUAAGCUUUCGUGUUGUGGAAUUGAAAAGUUCCGAGUUAUAAGUAUAUACCUAACAUACUUUGGUGAUAAGAGUGUUGUGAGAUUGCUGUUAAUUUUUGUGCAGGAAACUUUGGACAGUUGGAGACCGUUGUAAACAUUGUUUUUUUGAGUAAAGAAGAUGGCGCCACUAUCUUUGAAGGUGGUGCUGGACGAGGGUGCUGUGACUCGCACGGUCAUGUUCGAGUCGACCAUGCGCGUGGAGGAAGCACAAGCCAUCGUCAAGGAGAAGAUUCUCACCGCUCACGAUGGGAAAGAUUAUGGACUAUUCCUGACGUCUGCUGAUGAUGACAAGUCUGGCAUAUGGCUGGAGCGGCACCGGCAGCUGGACUACUACAUGCUGCGCGACGGAGACCAGCUUCACUACCUGUGCCGGCUUCGGAACCUGAGGGUCCGCAUGUUAGACGGUUCUGUGAAAACAAUGCCAGUGGACGAGGCCAAGACGGUGGAGGAGCUGAUGGUGGGAAUCUGCGCGAGGCUUGGCAUCACCAACUACGAUGAAUAUGGACUGUGCCACAUAGAAGAAGAGGAGUCUGACGAGCAAAAAAUAGCACCUGGUACCGGCACCCUGACCAGACGGGUCACCCAGCAGAAGGACAGAGACGCCAAGCUGCAGCAGCUCAGCAAGAAGCUCAAAACCGACGACAAUGUGGAAUGGCUGGACCAGCACAGAACAUUGCGCGAGCUAUGCGUCGAGGCGAACACCACUGUUCUGCUGAAGAGACGUCUGUUCUACUCCGACCGGAACGUGGACUCGCGCGACCCGGUGCAACUCAACCUGCUGUACGUGCAGGCCCGGGACGCCAUCUUGGAGGGGCGGCAUCCGGUCACUGAGGAUAAAGCUGUCGAGUUUGCCGGGAUUCAGUGUCAGAUACACUACGGAGACUUCCAGGAGGACAAACAUAAGCCGGGACUCAUAGAGAACCUCAGCGAGUACCUUCCGCAGCAGUACUCCGGCUCCUGGGGCGUGGAGAAGAAGAUCCUGAAGGAGUUUCGGAAACACCACGGGCUCGGCCAGAUAGAAGCCAAGUUCCUCUACACAAAGACGGCGAGGGACCUGCCUACUUAUGGAGUUACGUUCUUCUUGGUCAAGGAGAAGUUAAAAGGCAAGAAGAAGCUGGUGCCUCGCCUGCUGGGCAUCAACGCGGAGUCGAUCCUGCGGCUGGACGAAGUCACCAAGGAGAUCCUGCAGGUGUGGCCGCUGACCCAGGUGAAGACAUACCACGCCGGGAAGUCGGAGACCUUCACGCUUAACUUUGGCGAUUACAGUGACAAAGAGUACAGCGUGAAGACGAACGACGCGCAUCGCAUUCGGGAUAUAUUGCAAGGGUACAUCGACAUCAUUAGGAAACGAAUGGAUGCCAAGUACAACCUGAACCUCACCGAGCACCAUGCCAUCUGCGAAGACAUGGUGCAAAGCUCCAGGGGUCACAUAAUGGAGCACAUUGAACACAAACCAAACAAAAUCUUCGAAGAAUCAUUCGUUGGACCCAGCCAGAUCUUCACUUACGAGCCGGGUAAAGCCAUGGCUCAAGGUACUCAGAUCGUCACGGUCCAGCAGUUGGUGAUGCAAGCUCGGGCCGGCGGCCAGCAAACAGCGAAGGUCGGUGAGGUGCCGAUGCGUAAAGGCAUGCCUCUGGACUUCGUUAGGAAACUGAAUCGUUUGAAUUCUAAUUCCGUCAAGAUCGUCACUUUGUUGACUGAGCCCAAUCAAGCAAAUUUGUCGGAAGCUGGUAAAAUUGUGGAUAACAUGGAAGCCGAUAUGCCGAGUCUUAUUGAGGGUGUUAAAGAGGCUGCAAAUAAGGAGAAAGACGAGGAAGCCAAGAAGAGAAUGCUGAACGAGCUUCAAGAACUAAUGGACAACAUGAAAGCUCUAUCUGAAAGUAUUAAUACAAAUAAACCAGAGGAAGCACAAGAUGCCAGUAAAAGGAUCGCAGAUCUAUCGAUACAGAUGUGCUGUGCUAUGGACCCAAGAAUGAAAAAACGCGGCGAAUUCUGCCGUCGUUCCCGCAAGAGUUUCAUAGAGGACGAGAAGACGAACGCUUCCAUCCGUCGCGGAUCUUGUCUGGCGGCCGCACAGCAUCUCUCGGACACCAUACAGCAACUGCUGCAACACAUGAUCGAUGAAUACGAAGGUCCACCAUUGGAUGCGUCCGAAGUCGAGGAGUUGGAGAAUUCAGCCGCUGACAAAAUGGCGAAACUCAACGCAGCGAUAGCAUUAACCCUGAUGGCUUUUGCAGAUCCUCAGAAUAUAGAUUACGGCGUCGCUGUAACCUCUAUGAACAACAUCAAUGAGCUUUUGCCGGAGUUGGCUAAAGAUGCUAAAGCGCUGAGCAGUGUAAAUGAUGGUAAGAAUCGUCAGGAGUUCUUAGACGCAAUACAAGCAUUGUGCGAUGCCACGAAGGCAGUCUGCUUGGCUGCCGACCAAGAAGACCAUCAAAAUAUGCGUGAAGCUGCCAAAGAUUAUGGCCGAGCUUCUGAUAAAUUGCAGUUUACAUUCCGACGUGGUGGUAACAAGAACGUAGAUAAAGAGAAAGAAAUUCUAGAUCUUUCCAAGGACGUGGAUGAUAAGACUAAAGCGUUAUUGCAAAAGAGCAAGGAGCUCACUCCUUAUGUUUCGGAAACUGAGAGCGGGGCAUUAGAAGAAGCCUGCGCGCGAUGCGCUGAUGCCACGGAAGAUAUCAAAACUUGUGCUAAGUUAACUGCUUCUUCCAUACAAGAACCACACUGCAGAAGCGCGUUGAAAGCAGCCGCCGAAAACUUAUCAUCAUCAGCUCAGCACCUCGCUAUCACUUGGAAACCGAUGGUCGAAGAUCCGGCAAGAAAACAAUUAGGAGACGAAUUGAAAGAUAGAACUAUGGAAUUGGCUAAAGCAUUGGAUAGACUCAAGGGUACCUUCGCCGGUCUUGACGGUGUUCCAGAGGAACAGGAUGAGGCGAAAACGAGUCAAAAACUAAAGUUUAUCACUACAAUGGCCGCUGCUAAAAAAGAUAUCAAAUCAUUGGAAACUGAGUUGAAUAAGCCACUCGACGAAGUUUCCCAGAAGGGAACACAAGAAGAGUUACAAAACAGACUGGCUCAAAAGUUGGCUCAGCUUAACGCUGCUUUGGCCGCCUUAAUGAACGCUACAGCCGAUCGCGAUAAGCCAGACUAUGAGACUGCCGAGUUAGCGGUCAGUACUAUUAGGGAGCUUAUGCCGGAUAUAGUGAAAGAUGGCAAAUGUUUGAGUACACACAAGGAGGCAGCGAGUAGGGAGAGGAUGAUGAACGAACUGAGGGCGCUGUGUGAAGCCACGAAGGACAUUUGCGACCCCAGCAACGGGAAUUUGGAAGACAUCAACCGCAUCGCAUCUAAGUUCGCUGCGUCCUCUGGUAAACUCAACUACAUAUUCAAUCCACGAGCCAAUCGCAAUGAUGAAAAACAGAUCAUGGGCAUUUCAUCGUCAGCCAACGAGAAGUCCUCGCAGCUGUUAGCUGAGGUGCAGGAGUUAGCUCAGCGAGUGGACGGCGACUCAGGAAUCGAACUGGAGACUGCGCGCUGCAGAGCUGAGGACGCUGCCAUAGCUCUUCAUAACGCUGCUUGCGUUACAGCUCCAUGUAUACAAGAUCCUCGUUGCCAAGAGUCUCUGAUCUCAGCCAUCGAUUCUUCAUCAGCCGCUAACCAACAUUUGGGUUCAGUGGUCGAACGAGUGUUGAAAGAUCCACGAUACAAAGACAUGGGAGGUAAACUGAAGGAGAAACUUCUUCUCUUGGAGAGGGAGUUGGAUAAACUGAAGAAAGCUUGUCAAGACAUCGGUGCAGGUGAGAAUACUACUGAAAAUAAGGAAACCGGUCAGGAGGCUUUGAAGAUGCAGUUCAUCAGAUCUGCAACUGAUGCGCUUAAGCAUGUCGACACGGCAUAUAAAGAACUGGACAAGCCGGUGGUGGGUCUUAAGCGAAAGAUGUCUCCUGAAGGGAUUUCGAAGAAUCUGACUGAUGCUUUACAUCGUCUCACCGCUGCCAUAGCGGACCUGAUCACCGCUACAGCCAAUCGUGAGAAUCCAGACUAUUUGGCAGCCGACGAUGCCUUAAAGGUUGUCAACCAGGAACUACCGCAUAUUGUUAAAGACGCUAAAACAUUCAGCAGUAGCGAACCUGAAGAUAAAAAAGCCGCUAUGCUUGAAGACUUGAGGGCGCUAUGCAACGCCACCAAGGCACUGUGUGAGAUCGCCCCGCAGCAGUCCAGCCAAGAGAUGAAUCAGGCAGCCGUAAAGUUUGCGGGUGUUUCUGGAAAAUUGGUGUACAUGUUCGAUCCUGCAGCAAAUCAAGAUAGAGAACAUAACGUCGUAGAGCAUUCAUCAGCAGCUUGCGAGACGGCAUCAGAACUUCUAAGCACAGUGUACAGCCUCGCCACCGAGUUGGAUGGACAGCCUGCCACUAACCUAGACCAAGCAGGCUCAGGUCUAGCGGAUGGGGCCAACGCCUUGCUGACUACCACACAGGUCACAGCGCCAUACCUUCAAGAUAGAUCUUGUCAGACCAAGCUUCUAUCUUCUGUUGACCGUUUACAAGCUGCGUCCGACAAGCUGGCUUCAAUAUGGCGGCCGUUGGUGAAAGAUCCCAAAUAUUCCAACAUCGAUUCCAGUUUGAAGAUGCAUCAAGAGAAAUUGGAUAAAGAAUUGGAGGAUUUGAGGAAGGCAUGCCAGAUCACAGAUAGUGGAUUACAGACGAAGGCAAUCGAUAAGCCAAUGCAUCCCUUGCUGUCUGAUAAACGACUCAAGUUCAUAAAUACGAUUUCGGCAGUCGACAACACUCUGAAGAGUCUGCAAGAAGAAUUGGAUAAACCUCUAGACACCUCGCAGACUCCAGUGCCGGCCAGUAUUCAGAACAAGUUGGCUCAAAGCCUGGCUCGACUCAACGCGGCUAUCGCCAGUUUACUCGCCGCUACUGCCGACAAGGAAAACCCAGAUUGCGUGAAAGCCGAGCGAGCCGUCAACGAAAUCAACCAAUUGCUGCCAGAAUUUGUGAGAGGUAUACGGAUGGUGAGUGCAAGCAAGGAACCUCAAACCAGAGACUUGAUGUUGGCGGAUCUGCGCUCCUUGUGCGACACCACGAGGCAGAUAUGUAGUGAUGCAGGCAAUGGAUCAUUAUCAGGCUUGAAAGAGCAUGCCACCAUAUUGGCGGACAAAUCUGGAAAGCUGUUCUAUGCGGUCAGCCCGAGAGUGGACCAACCCAAGGAAUAUGAGAUAAUAGAUUUAACGAUGGAAGCGUGCAAGAAGGGCGCUGUAUUGCUAUCGAGUGUACAAGCUUUGUCGUCACAAUCUGAAGGGGAGAUGGCUGUCACCCUGGACGAGGCGGGAACUGUCACCGCCGACGCCGCUGACACGCUGCUGGCCACUGCUCAGUUAACAGCACCGAGUAUCCAUGAUCCUGUUUCUCGGGCCACGUUAAUAUCCUCAGCUGAUGAACUCACAUCGACCCUGGACAACCUUGAGUCUGUAUGGAAACCAGUAGUAACCCAUCCACAACAUGCCAACAAGAAAGCCUUGCUUGAUGGUCAGAAAAAAGAUCUUGAACAAGCUUUGGAUAAGCUGAAGAAAGCUAUCUUAGAAGAUAGAUCUGGAUUACAGACGAAGGCAAUCGAUAAGCCAAUGCAUCCCUUGCCCUCUGAUAAACGACUCAAGUUCAUAAAUACGAUUUCGGCAGUCGACAACACUCUGAAGGGUCUGCAAGAAGAACUGGAUAAACCUCUAGACACCUCGCAGACUCCAGUGCCAGCCAAUGUUCAGAACAAGUUGGCUCACAGUCUGGCUCGACUCAACGCGGCUAUCGCCAGUUUACUCGCCGCUACUGCCGACAAAGAGAACCCAGAUUGCGUGAAAGCCGAGCGAGCCGUCAACGAAAUCAACCAAGUGAUGCCAGAAUUUGUUAGAGGUAUAAGGAUGGUUAGUGCAAGCAAGGAACCUCAAACCCGAGACUUGAUGUUGGCGGAUCUGCGCUCCUUGUGCGACACCACGAGGCAGAUAUGUAGUGAUGCAGGCAAUGGAUCAUUAACGGGCUUGAAAGAGCAUGCCACCUCAUUGGCAGACAAAUCUGGAAAACUGUUCUACGCGGUCAGCCCGAGAGUGGACCAAUCUAAGGAAUAUGAGAUCAUAGAACUAACGAUGGAAGCUUGCAAGAAAGCCACUGUAUUGUUAUCGAGUGUACAAACUUUAUCGUCACAAUCUGAAGAGGAGAUGGCUCUCACCCUGGACGAGGCGGGAACUGUCACCGCUGACGCCGCUGACACGCUGCUGGCCACUGCUCAGUUAACAGCACCAAGUAUCCAUGAUCCUGUUUCUCGGGCCACGUUAAUAUCUUCAGCUGAUGCCACCAUAUCGUCCCUGGACAACCUUGAGUCUGUAUGGAAACCUGUAGUAACUCAUCCACAACAUGCCAAUAAGAAAGCCUUGCUGGAUAGUCAGAAAAAAGAUCUUGAACAAGCUUUGGAUAAGCUGAAGACGGCUAUCUUAGAAGAUAGAGCUGCUCUGAAGUCUCCAAUGAGGAAAGCCCCUCCUCCUCCUCCACCUAAGCGAGUGACGUUACACGAACCAGCAAUAUGCCAAUCUCCAGGACUCAAAGACGUUACCCGCGACUUCCUUCAUAACAUCAGAAAUGAGGAAACCCAAGCGGCUGGCCAAGCUCUUCUGGCAAGUCAGAAGAAGAAGAAGCAAGAAGAAGAGAAGGCACAACAGCAGAAGUUGAUAGACACAGUCGACGCUUCUGUACUGCAAAUACAUAAGGCUGGUGAAGAGUUGACUAAGUUAUACGCCGGAGACGGGGAGGUGAUUCCAGCCCUAUCGCCGGAGCAGACGGCUGUGGUCCAGAAGCAGAUGGAGCAUAAACUGGCUGCCGCUAAUGCUGCUGCCGCGAGACUGCUGGCUGCGCAACAUAUGAGCUCGUUGAAUCAUGGCGCCGCUUGCGAACCUGCUUCUACACUGGCGGAACUCUCACCAAGAAUCGUACAAGAUGCAAAGCUGUUGCGAGGAGCUCUAAACGAAGACGAGAGGAAGUCUUUCAUGGAAGAUGUCCUGGCGCUGUUCGACUCCACCAAAGUGCUGCUCGGUGCCGCUAAGAACGACCAUAGGAAAAUAAACGAAUCGGCGGUGAUGUUCGGGAACAAGUCGGCUAAACUCCUGUACGUGGUCCGCACAGACGUCGAUCCGAGCCAGGAGAAGGAGGUGUUUUCUCUGGCCCGUCGUAUCGGCGACUCCGCGUCCCAACUGGCGCUAUCCGCCGCCGAGCGCGGCCCCUCCCAACAGGACGAGGCCGUCUGCGGCGCGGCCGGCGCCUGCGCUGACAGCGCCGGCACCUUGUUGUAUACCGCUAAGUUGGUGGCACCAUCCAUUCAUAUAGCGGAAUGCCAGCAGUCUCUGGUGAAGGCUACGGAUGACCUCUCCCGCCACGUGAAAGAUUACUCGGACAGCUGGGCUCCCGUACAGACAGACGAACAAACCAAGCGACAGUUAAACGGGGACGUUGACAAACUUCAACGCAUGCUCGACAGUUUUAAGGAGGAACUGCAGACCGGUAAACUGGUGAAAAGAGUACCCGUAGAGAGGAUCACUGUCCACAAUACUCCGCUCAGAAAUCUGGCCUGUCUCAUACUGGAGGAUUCACAGAAGAGAGCCAAGCAAGCUAACACUCCGCCAGAACAACGGGCCAAGUUCGCCAAAUAUGCCACAGAUCUGGGCCAGGCUAUACGACAGCUAGACCUGAUGUACCAUCGCAGCUCUAAUGCACCACACGAUGUAGAAAAGAGACAGCAGCUAGAGAAUGCUGUGCAGGGCCUCCAGGUGAUGGUGCUGAUGGAGAGGCCCACAGCUCGAUCUCCGCACGACAACAUCGUCGACUUGACGGACUACGUCAGAGCUGUAUCCGAUGAGGCUGAGAAAUUACACAAAGAAUGCAAAGAAAGUCAACCAGAACUGAAAAUGGUGAGAGUGCUCUGCGAAAAUAUAAAGGAGAAAGCGGCACGGACUAUGAACCCGGAACUUUACGAUCAGGUCCCAGGAGAAGGGGUACAUGACAGAAAUGAUGUGGCAGAAUUCGCUGAGGAAUGCGACCAAAGAGUGAAUACAAUCAAUCCGAUUAUUGAAGGUCUUGAAGAUGGCAAGAAUAAAAUUAACUUGCAGGAGAAAGCGGCGCGCCUGACGGAGUGCAUUCAUCUAUUGAGUUUCGCCACAAAAUGUGAUUUAGCAACGACACAGAGUGUUUCGCUAGACGCAACAUUGGAAGAAUUAACGGACUUGGAGAAGAAAAUUGACGAAAUGCUGGCGGUUACUGGAAAAUCACGCGUUCUUUAUAAGACUGGAUUCAGGCCCACUCGGGGCCGGGGGCGCCUGGUGGGGGCAGUUUGUGGUGGAGAGGGGGAGAAGUCUUUAGCUCCGGCGUACGCUUCAUAUCUGGAUGAUAUCAGAGUGGUCAGUGACUGUAAUGAAGCACAUCAGAAACAAAGGUCCAAAGAACACCUGGUAAAAGUGCUCAAUUUGCUGAAGACGUUAGUGAUGACGAACAGCCGCCAUGUUGCCACUUGGCAACCGCUAGACCAUCCGGAAACUGCCCAGAUCACGGAGCAAAUUGUACAGGAGCUAGAGAGCUAUGAUUCCGCAUUGACAAACAAAGACGGAAACCAGAAGUCAGUACUGAGUGAAGUCAACAUCAACAAGUUACUGCUGCCUACGAGAUCUAAACUCCAAGUAGAUCAAAAGGAGUACCCCGAGAAGUUGAACCAAGCUUCGUCCAAGUUAUCUUGCGCGGUAGGAACGUUAGUGCAAGGCGCGGGGAAUCCCCAGGCGAUCUCUCGUGCUGCCUCCGCGCUACUGCAGGCUCAUACACAUCUCGCGCAAAUCGUUAAUGCUGCGCCUGUGCACGACAUAGCCCACAGUCAGAAAAUAGGUCAAGCUAUGAAAGAAACGUCUCUACAAACUUAUAGUGUGCUGAAAUCAGCUGAGCUUGUUUCUCAGCAACCAAAUAAUUACGCCACAAGAAGCAAACUAUUGGAUGCUUGUAACAGAUUGAAUGAUGCGAUUAGUCAAUUGGUACGAACAACGUCGCCUUCGGGUAAAUUACAAAAGGAAUGCAGCGAACUCAUUUUCCGAUCUCAGCUGCAGCAGAACAUCGCUCAGACACCGAACUGGUGCUGCUCCCUCAAUUAUCCCGACACUCUAUCACAGCUGCAAAACCAGAGGGAUGUUAUAGAGAAACUGAAUGAAGAAACCCCUAUGCCUCGCGCUGAAUUCAGUCGCUCGCUGGCUUACGUGAGCUCAGCAACAGACCGCAGCUGUCAGUACGCCGCACAUGCUGCUUAUUUGCUCACCGUAGCAGAUCAGCAUAAGGAGCUCGCAACAGAAGGAUUCGUAGAUGUAGCCAGAAUACAGAAUUUAUCAGAAGCUCUACAAGAAUCCUGCCAUAGAAUCAUAAAAACUGAACCUGAUCAGGCCAAAGAAGAAGCUUCGAUUGUGGUAAAGCAAGUGCGAGAGUUCCAACAAGCAAUAACAGAAGCUCAAGAUAAGAUUAAAGAUGAAAAAGACAAAAGGGAAAUAAAUGAAUCAAAUGGUGAUCUCGAAGAGGCGAUGACAGAACUAAAUGCUGUCGUUCAUGAAAAAGCAUUAAGCAGUGCUCGAUUAACCGCAGUCAUUAUUAAAGUACUCGAUUCAACAAGAUCGAUUUGUUACAUAAUCGAAAGGGUAUCGAUUGUUCCUGACAUCAAAGAAAGUUCAGAUGAAACCAAGGCGUGCCGAGAUGAUGUAUUAAAGAAUUCUAGAAACUUGAACACCAAACUGCUUGCCCUCAUCAGAGAAGUGAAAUCAUCAGAAGACGAUGAUCCCAUGACAUGGGUCACGUUCGGCACUAGGAAGGCGGUUUUGGAGAUGUUCGAAGCUUUGAUCAACAGUAUUCAAGCAAAUGGGAAACGCGCGAGAAUCCUGGAGCCAUCACAAUCUGACAACGAAGAGGAAUCAAAUCAAGGAAAGAGGAGAUUUGUACAGAUACAGCUGGAUUUGGCCAACAAAUGGCUUUCUCGACCUACAGUUAAACCUGAUGUCAAGACUGCGGGAGAAGAAGCCGCAAGGACUAUAAUAAGUUUGGGUGAAAAGAUAGCGGAAGAUUUAAAUGGACAAGAGAAAGAAGAAAUGCAAGAUUUGAUUACUUCAAGCGAGGAGUUGCUCGCUGAAUGCUUAAAGAAACAUGAACCGGAAAAGGCGCGUUUACUGGCGGAAAGAUUGAAAGCACUGAAGAAAGCCAUCGAACGCGGAGUCGUGGCUCGAGUGGUUGAAGACUUCCUCGAGGGAGAGGAACCUCUCGCAGACUUGGAUAUUCUUGCUGAUGCUGAGAAGGACGAGGAGAAACGCAAAUUCCUACUGGAGCGUAAGAUAGCAGAACUGUUGGCGCAUCUCGGUCGAAUCACUAAGACUGCACGUGUUGUCGCCGGCGCUUCUCACAAUACUGACACUAACAAACGACUGCUGGACUCUACACAACAGACGGAGUUACUAGCUCCGAUGCUUGUUCAAGCAGCUCAGAAGAGGGUCAUCUCGCCUGAUGAUCAGGCUGCUAUUGAGCACUACCAAAAGCUACUGUCCCAAUAUGCAGAGGCGUUGGCCAACAUACGUAACCUUUGUGAUGAAGCUGUCGAUCCAAUGGACUUCGUGCAAACCGCAGGUGAAACAAUGCAGAAACUGCGAGAGGAUAGCACUAAUGAUAAUGAUCCUCAAAAGUGUGCUUAUGCUUCCACGGCCAUCACUAAGUUAGCUAACCGUGUUAUCACAGUAAGCAUGUCAUCCAGCGAUGUGCGUAAAGAUCCCGAGUUGCAAAAAGCUUUAAGAGAAGCCAAGGAGAGACUAAAAGCUGUCGUUCCCGGACCAAAUACUAGGCCUAGUCGGAUUCCAGAUUGGAAAGUCACUACUGCUGAGAUUCUGCGAACGACUGGAGAGGUAGAAUCUGUGCUAGGAGGUGAAAUGAUUUUCAAGAAGCAACAGACUUCAGACGAGCCUAUAUUCGCCGCUGCGUUGGAUCUGCACACGGCCAUCAGGUCGUGGUCGGCGAAGGACAACGAGAUAGUGGCCGUCGCCAAGAGGAUGGCCGUACUCGUCGCGAAGCUCUCCCACUACAUGAACACCGAACGCAAGCGCGACGUGAUAGUGACGGCGAAGAGCAUCGUCAGCGAGUCGCACGAGGUAGCCGAGCUCGCCAGGAAGCUCGCGCACGAGUGCUCCGACAUCAGGAUCAAAACCAAUCUAUUGAAAAUUUGCGAGAGAAUACCCACGAUCAGUGGACAAUUGAAAAUGUUGGCCACCGUUAAAGGAUCACUCGGAAAUCAAGGUUUAAAAGAGGACCAAGAAGAUAUGAACAUGCUGGUUGCAAACGCUCAGAAUCUCAUGCUCAGUGUACAAGAAGCAGUGAACGCCGCAGCCAGUGCAUCUGUAAAGAUUAUGUCCCAGCGAGGUGGGCCCCGGAUACGAUGGGUUCGCAAGUCUUACUACUGACGUGUGAUGGACAAUUUUCGAUAUCAUACGAUAUUUUAAACUAAGCCAAAGUGGAGAUUUUUAUUUUUAUAUUGUAUAUUUUUUUUAAUAAAAUGACUACACUAUAUUUGUUUUUUUUAUUUUA